Mitosporidium daphniae is the source of this 966-nucleotide messenger RNA. RefSeq lists its product as uncharacterized. The coding region runs from base 1 to 966 and encodes 321 amino acids. Gene Ontology annotation, molecular function: nucleoside triphosphate diphosphatase activity. The transcript is spliced from 3 exons. The record is from RefSeq and is a predicted model, not a curated record. Lineage: Eukaryota; Fungi; Microsporidia.
AUGCUUUCAAAUGAGCAAAACCCAUGGGGAACUUCUCCGUUUUCUCAGCUGACAAUGGAUCCGGCAAUCACAAUCCUUGCCUCAACAUCGCCCAGAAGAGCAGAAAUCUUACGAAACCUUGGUGUUAAGUUCACCGUAAUCCCAUCGCUAUUUUCAGAAAAUCUACAAAGAGGGACUGGUGAAAAUUCGCAAGUCUCAUAUGUUUGUGAAACGGCAAAGCAAAAGGCCCUUGAGGUAUUUGAGAGAUUUUCUGCUUCAAGCUCCAUCUUUGGCGUGCGUUUUAUAGUUUCGGCUGAUACCAUUGUGUAUGAUCCAGAAACAGAUCAGAUUUUCGAAAAGCCGGCGUCAAGGAAACAUGCAGCGGAAAUGUUGAGAGCCCUUUCCGGAAAAGAGCACAUCGUAUAUUCAGCAAUUACAAUUCUCUGCUUGGAUGGUAAUGGAGCACUCAAAGAUAUCUUGUCAAGUUAUGAAAGUACCACCUCAAGUCUUGACGACUUGGACAACGAUUUUUUAGAUGCAUACACAGCAUAUUCGGAUGAAACAUUGGAUAAGGCCGACGAUGACAGGAUCAUUUUACAAUACCAUGGGAUUUCCAGCGCUCUGCAAGAGAUUGCCAACCCACACCAGGGGAAAGUAUCUACUUAUCAACACUUGAAGGGGCUUACCAGAUUCAAUGAUUUUAGGAUCGGCGCCAAGAAAGUCUCUUUCAGAUUCAGCGAGAGCGAAAUUUAUGGCGGUUUUAGAAAAAUUGAUAUGGCAGUUGUAUUGAGAGAACCCUGUCAAUUAGCACAAUGGCAAACCUUGAUGGAACUUUUUCAAGAAAUGCACGGUGACAUCCCUAUCCAAAGAGAUGCAAAUGGUAUCAUCGACAAAUCGCAUUAUCAGCUAUCCGUAUUAUUGAAGCAAACCGGUACAGUGUCGGGUCUGUUGAAUGCAGCGAAUUCUUUGGCAUCUAAAUUUGCAUAG